AUGCUGCGCACAGAAACAGUGGACCCGGAACAGGAGCAGCGCAUCGCUGAGCGCCGGCAACGCAUUCAAAAACGAAUGAACGACGCCAACGGCGACGGCAAUUCGCAGGUGCAAAGCGCCACUGUUUCCAACGCCCCAGCGGGCCGCGGGGAGGCCUCCGUCACCGCCGCCCGCCACGAGAUGGCGGAUGUACUCGGCGGUGCGCACAGUGCCGUCACGAAUUGGGAGGUUGCGAUUGGCGCCAAUGAGAAUGACCACCGCGAGCGUGAGGAGCAGGCGCUGGAGGAGCGUCGAAAGAUGCGACGCGCCGAGUUAGAUGAGAAUGAAGUUCGUCAAGGUGCGAUUGAGCUCAAGUUUGAGUCACUCUAUAAGCUUGAUGUCCCACAUGAGCUGCACAAGGCACUUAAUGAGCAACGGGAGCAGUGUGGAGAAGUGAUUGCCGUGAAGGAUAAACUUAUUACGGCGUUAAAGCAGCAGUUAGAGGAACGUGAAGAGGAGUUUGUCGCAUCCCUUCGACGUGAUGCGGAGGAUGUUAAUAAUCUUGUAAAUGAGAUGCGGGAGCAGACGGCAAAGUAUCUUGAUAUGUAUAGUCUAAAACUACGUGAGGUUGAAAACACGUAUGAACAGGAACGAAAAGAUUCUCUUAUGCGGUGGGAUGAAGAAAUUUAUCAAUUAGUGAAACUGCGUCGCACACGUGAGACGGAAUACCGCAAACGGCGGGAAGCAAAAAUAGCUGAAGCACAACAGAGCAUUGCAGAGAAACAUCGUGAAAACUGUGAAGAGUAUAAUGAUAUCAAGCGAGAACAUCUACAAGAAAUUCAUACUCUUACAGAAGAACUUGAACGUUGUAAAGCGGAGUUCUUGCUUAACGGUGAACGACUAAGUUAUAACUUACAAGUAUUGCGUGAACGAGUAAAGGAGAACAAAAGUGCUCAGGCAUUGCAUAAACGUAGACUUGCAAGACUGCAGGAUACCCUCAGCUCACUUGUGGCCCGCUACGCUGAAUCUGAGAAAAAAUACCAACGCACUAAUAAAGACCUUACCGCCCAGUUACAUCGUGUAGCAGAUCAAUAUCGUGAUCUUCAGAAAAAGUUUCAAAAGUUUGAGAUGUCAGAUAAGGAGAAGUAUCGUCAACUCUGGCGAAUGCAUGAAGAAAAAAAUAUACAACUUGUUCAUAAGUGUCUUCAAGCUGAUCGUGUCCUCUUUGAAGAAAUCCUUGGUGUGCCGUGGAAUCCACCAGAGUUAAAUUACUGGCCUUCAGAUGAUGUGGGUAAUGCGGCAGAAGAAGAAGAAGAGGAUGUUGCCAGUAGUGAUGAAGAAAUUGAAUUAUCAGAGGAAGCUCUCAUGUUACUUGAAAUUCUACAUAAACAAGCGCCUUUUAUUGAAGAUGAAAAUGUACGUACGGCAAUUCAACAGGUACAAGGAACCUCUGAAGAGCGUGCUGUGGUAGAAUCUAUUCUUUCUACUCUACAAAUACGUAAGAAUGAAGAAAUGGAAGACAUGAUGGAGUUCUUUACGGUGGGUAUUGGAGAAGACGCCACGGCGCUUAUUCGCCCACAGGAAGCUGUUCGUGCUCUCUCAACAUUCCUUACGGAGCGACAGCGUAAGUUGCAGUUACAGCGAGAAACUCAAAUACGUUCAGCAGAGAAGAACAAACAGAUUGCUAAAAUCAAACAGGAAGAGCGUCGUCGAACUGCAGAGAAAGAAUAUUGGGCUCGUAUGGCAGAUUCUGUACCAAAGGAACAUCAACGUGUAUGGGGAGCGUUAGAGAAGGGCCUUGAACGAUAUAUUAGUCAACUUCAGCAGCGCAGUAGUUUGAUUGAGCAAACAGAUGCAUUACGAGCUCAGAACGCAGAGUUACGUGAGUUACUUGCACAAUAUAUGCAAAGUGAUGUGAAUUACCAACUCUACAUUCAGCCGCAGUUACUUCUGCAGGCUCGUCCCACCCAAUAA
This is a messenger RNA of Trypanosoma theileri, 1953 nucleotides long. RefSeq names its product coiled-coil domain protein. The record is from RefSeq and is a predicted model, not a curated record. The transcript has a single exon. NCBI's taxonomy places the organism in Eukaryota, Euglenozoa, Kinetoplastea, Trypanosomatida, Trypanosomatidae. Gene Ontology annotation, cellular component: axoneme; axonemal dynein complex. Gene Ontology annotation, biological process: cilium-dependent cell motility; regulation of cilium movement; axonemal dynein complex assembly. The coding region runs from base 1 to 1953 and encodes 650 amino acids.